Messenger RNA from Xenopus laevis (African clawed frog), 3368 nucleotides. It is a transcript of the gene notum.L, whose product is annotated as notum, palmitoleoyl-protein carboxylesterase L homeolog. Bases 599 to 2065 code for a protein of 488 amino acids. The record is from RefSeq and is a predicted model, not a curated record. Gene Ontology annotation, cellular component: extracellular region. Gene Ontology annotation, biological process: negative regulation of Wnt signaling pathway; negative regulation of canonical Wnt signaling pathway. The transcript has 12 exons. Gene Ontology annotation, molecular function: palmitoleyl hydrolase activity; hydrolase activity. Lineage: Eukaryota; Metazoa; Chordata; Amphibia; Anura; Pipidae.
UCUCAUUGCAUGGCCCUCCCUCUGGAGCCCUCCUCUUGAUCUCAUUCCUACAGCUCUUGGGACGGAUGUAGGUCGCGCUGAUCUAAUCUACAGUUUCAGCUCCUUGAAACUUCUAGCGCCUCUCAGAUUUCUUGCCAUUUAUCUGUAAGCGGAAUUCCGAGUGACUUCACGUUGAUGCCUUUAAACGUAUCUUUUUAAUGAGAAUGUUGAGAUCUGAGCUUGUUGCAGGGGGGAGGUCCGGUUGAUCUGAAACGGUUAAAUGAAAAUCCCGCUCCUCCCUUGCAAUUUCUUCAGAUCCUUUACUGUGCUGUGAGCUUCACAGCCUGGUCCAUCUGUCUCUCAGACCUGUACUCUACACAAAUUGUAGUUAAGUGGGGUGCCAGUGCGCGGCAUUCCAACUUCCACAGGGGAAUCCGUUUUCAGUACGAGCAUUUUACGCGCCUUGUGCUUAGCCUUAGUGGAAAUCCUUGCACCUGACUCUUCUGAUUCGGUUACUGGGCACAUAAGAUGGUGUGACACUGAACGCAAGACGCGUGGAAAAGACUGCAGCACCCAUUGGAGCAAGUAGAAUCCUAAAGGGUGGUGCUCAGUGCCUGGCAUGGCUGGGGCCCUAUGUGUAACCCUACUGCUCCUCCUCAGCACAAAUACUGUCAGUGGAAGAAAGACCUGGAGGAGACGCGGCCAGCAGAUAGUACCCAGUGGCCGGGAGAGGAGCGAAGGGGGUGAUGAGAGCUUUCCACUGGACUUCACUGCAGUUGAGGGAAAUAUGGACAAUUUCAUGGCUCAGAUCAAGAGCCUUGCACAAUCCCUGUACCCCUGCUCUGCACAGCGACUAGAUGAUGAGAUGAAACUGCAUAUUCUGCAUAACAAAUCAGUGACAUGUAAUGAUGGAAGCUCAGCAGGAUACUACCUAAAGGAGUCCAAGGGUAGCAGACGGUGGCUUGUCUUUCUUGAGGGAGGAUGGUACUGCAUCAGCCAUGAGAACUGUGAUCUACGCUAUGACACAAUGAGGAGGCUUAUGAGUUCCAAGGCAUGGCCUCCUGCUAAAACUGCUUCAGGCAUUUUGUCAACUCAGCCAGAAGAGAAUCCGCACUGGUGGAAUGCUAAUAUGGUGUUCAUCCCAUACUGCUCUAGUGAUGUAUGGAGCGGAGCAUCACCUAAAACUGAGAAAAGUGGAUAUGCAUUUAUGGGAUCGCUCAUUAUACAGGAAGUGGUCAAGGAGCUUCUAGGGAAGGGACUGGACGCUGCCAAGGUUCUUCUGUUGGCUGGAAGCAGUGCUGGUGGAACUGGUGUCCUUCUAAAUGUGGACCUGGUGGCAGAUCUACUGGAGGAGUUGGGUUACCCUGGUAUCCAAGUUCGAGGCCUCUCUGACUCUGGCUGGUUCCUGGAUAACAAGCAGUACCGGAGAACAGACUGUACAGAUAUAAUUACAUGUGCUCCCACUGAGGCAAUACAGAGAGGAAUUAGGUACUGGAGCAGCAUGGUUCCAGAACGUUGCAAGCAGCAGUUUAAAGAAGGGGAAGAAUGGAACUGCUUCUUCGGCUACAAGAUCUAUCCGACUUUGAGAAGUCCUGUGUUUGUGGUGCAGUGGUUGUUUGAUGAAGCCCAGCUGACAGUAGAUAAUGUUCAUCUGAGUGGGCAGCCAGUACAAGAGAGUCAAUGGCUUUAUAUCCAAAAUUUGGGCCGGGAGCUGAGGAACACGCUAAAGGAUGUUGGGGCAAGUUUCGCUCCUGCAUGUCUGGCACAUGAGGUGAUCACACGUAGUCACUGGACAGAGAUUCAGGUCCGAGGCACCUCUCUCCCCCGUGCUCUGCAUUGCUGGGAUCGGCGUCUGCAAGAGACAAACAAAAAUAGCAAGGUCCCAUUGAAGGGAUGCCCCUUCCAUUUGAUGGACAGCUGCCCCUGGCCACAGUGUAACCCAACCUGCCCCUCCAUCCGAGACCACUUUACAGGGCAAGAAAUGAGUGUGGUGCAAUUCCUUAUGCAUCUUGGCUUCGAUGUGCAGAAGAUGGCCAGUCAACAAGGCAUGGAGCCAGGCAAACUUCUUGGGGUUUUAAGUAGUUAGGGGUUUGGACCUAAGCCGGGGGGGGGGGCUAUUAUUAAUGGAUAGGGAAACUAAGGGCCCACUGUUGACAAAUGGUUCUUCAAAGGGAAGGGCCUUAUGUGAAAGCAGAAAUUAUAACAGUGAGGCAGUAAAUAGUAAGCGCAGUGAUUUUGUAAUUAUUAGGGGUUUUGGUUAACAAAGAAACCUUUUGGUGAGUCAGAUCUAUAAUGGAAUAUUGCAGCCGUCUAAUCAUGGAUUGUCCAGGUGUUAUGUCUAGGAAUAAAAAAAAGGCCAUUUUGCGAUAGUCAAACAAGUUUUAUAUCCAAAGAAGCAACAGGAAGACCUAAUUAUAAUAAGAAAUACAUAGUACAUCUUUCAUUCUGGAUGUGCCAUUCUUCUGGGUGGGGGCAACAGAUUAGGUCCAAGCUACUGCUACUGAGAUCGAUAGUGGCAUUUUGCCACAUUAGGCACAUGUGGUGAACUGCUGAGUAUGCUGUUGUCCGUGUUAAUAAGUGAUCUGUUGGGCUCUGUUAUAUUUACCAUAUAUCAAAAUUUGAUAGGACAUUAAACAACUUUUAAGCAGAUGAAAAAAAUAUUUUCAAUGCUCUUGGCCAUCAAUCUGUUCAAUUUGAGUUUUGCAAUAGUUACAACUUGUUUAUAAAUGCUUUACUGUCUUUUUUUGUGAUCUCCAUAGGCCAGAAUGAUAUCACUUUCCCAUUUAGGAUAAAAAACAGUAGUUUAAUUAUCCAGAUAAUAUUUUGGGUUUAUUACAACCUAGUACAGGAAAUUAGAUCAUCUCUCUAACUUCAUCUAUGAGUGGACAUAAAAAGGUGGUACAUUUACUCCUCGGUAAAGCAAAAAAACAUAAUGCCCUAAUACAUUCUUUUAAAGGCAAAAGUAAUUUGUAAUACUUUUUUUAAAUGCGCAAACUUCCUUAAAAUGCCUUGUAUUUUGCAAAAUAAUGAGUAUGGGUAAAGUGUCAAAUACAUGAAUAUUCCAUUUAUUUGUCUCGUGCUAAAUGUAGGUUCUGGUUGAAACAUGUAAAAUAUACAACAGCUUUAACUGAUGUACGUAUUGAUGGAAGCACUGUGAAGGCACUGAAAUGAAAACAGUUUAUGUGCAUCUUAUAUGCGAGAAUCUGUUGUAUUUCAAUGUAUUUACAUGUUUUCAUUCCCUGGUGUUUGGGCGAAAUAUGAGGUGCAAUAUGUAAACUUAGAUUAUUGACAUUUUUGGGUUCCUAUUUUGUUUACUGUUGCUCCAUUUUUGUAUUACUCUUCCUAUUUUGCAUUUACUCAGUUUACUACAUUACUUGCAUUGCUUUCAA